Molecule: messenger RNA, 1233 nt
Organism: Anarrhichthys ocellatus (wolf-eel)
Lineage: Eukaryota; Metazoa; Chordata; Actinopteri; Perciformes; Anarhichadidae
Gene: nubpl
Product: nucleotide binding protein-like
Exons: 11
Coding region: 49-1026 (325 amino acids)
Biological process (GO): mitochondrial respiratory chain complex I assembly; iron-sulfur cluster assembly
Cellular component (GO): mitochondrion
Molecular function (GO): ATP binding; 4 iron, 4 sulfur cluster binding; ATP-dependent FeS chaperone activity
Source: RefSeq, a predicted model, not a curated record
UUGACGCGCGCCAAGCUAGCUAGCUGAGUAGCAUCCAAACAGCUAAACAUGGCUCAGUUCACCUACAGCAGACUGUCUCAUUUACUGAGAACAUCCGGUAAUAAACUCUCGGUCUCAAGAACCGGGACAGAAGUAAAACCGGGACCUGCGUGUCGUGUGCAGUUCACGCGCUGCCAGAGGUCGGUCGACAGCAAGGCCUUACAGGAGAGGCAGAAGCAGCAGAUGGCGAAAGGUCUCCCCAAACAGAAGCCCGUUGUGGGGGUCAAACAGGUCAUCGUUGUGGCUUCGGGGAAAGGGGGCGUCGGCAAGUCCACCACCGCAGUGAAUUUAGCUCUCGGGUUAUUGGCCAACGAUCCGCUGAAGACCGUCGGUCUGUUGGAUGCGGACGUUUACGGCCCGUCGAUUCCCAAACUGAUGAACCUGAAGGGAAACCCGGAGCUCAGUGACAACAAUCUGAUGAUCCCUCUCGUAAACUACGGGGUUCCUUGCAUGUCGAUGGGCUUUCUGGUGGACGACGCGGCUCCAAUCGUGUGGAGGGGGCUGAUGGUGAUGUCAGCGAUUGAGAGACUCCUCCGACAGGUGGACUGGGGGUCUUUGGACUAUCUGGUGGUCGACAUGCCUCCUGGGACGGGAGACGUCCAACUGUCAAUCUCCCAGAACGUCCCAGUAGCAGGUGCCGUCAUCGUGUCGACGCCGCAGGACAUCGCCCUACUGGAUGCUCGCAGAGGAGCCGAGAUGUUCAAGAAAGUUCACGUGCCGGUUCUCGGUCUGGUGCAGAACAUGAGCGUCUUCCAGUGUCCAAACUGUAACCACCAGACUCACAUCUUCGGCUCCGACGGGGCCCGACAGCUCGCUGACACUCUGGGGGUCAAACUACUCGGUGACGUUCCUCUUCAUCUGAACAUCAGAGAGACGUCAGACAGAGGGACUCCUGUGGUCGUCUCUUCUCCUGACAGCCCAGAGGCGGAGGCGUACAGGAACGUGGCGUCGGCUGUGGUCCAGAGACUCCAGGAAGUCAACACUUGAUUGAUGUAAACUGUGAGACACAUGAAGACACUCCGUGUCAUGUGACACAAACAAACAAACAAACAUGUGACACACGUUUAUGUUAACAAACACAAACGUCUUUGCUGUCGUAACGCACAAUGAGUUAAUUACAAAGCACUACUGUGUACAGUGUGUAUUAGUACAAUAGCUUUACUGAAUAAAGGUGAUCUCUGCUGUGUGAUGAUA